Messenger RNA from Danio rerio (zebrafish), 2240 nucleotides. NCBI's taxonomy places the organism in Eukaryota, Metazoa, Chordata, Actinopteri, Cypriniformes, Danionidae. Gene Ontology annotation, cellular component: membrane. The record is from RefSeq and is marked predicted.
CUGACGUAAUUUCAGUAUAGUGUUGGGCACGGUUUAAUUAGUUAAAGGCUGUUUAGCAUUCAGUCACAUUACACAGAGAUAGCACAGCUGAUAAGUUUGAACAGCUGAAGUUAUCAUGCAUCUGCUCGAGGAAAGAAAAGCUUUUACCCUGUUCCUCUGUUUUCUCAAGUGCAUCAGCACAGCCGGCGUCAAGAAUUCUGUUCAUAACAAAGCAGUCAUGAUAGGAGAGGAUGCCACAUUGUUUUGUGAUCUGACUGCGACGCAAGAGAAUACAAGUCGUGUUGUUUGGCAGAAACAGACAAGCGAAAACCACCAACCAGAGACUUUCUUUAUCAUUCACAAAGACGGUCGAACUGAACACCGUGAUUUACAGGAUCAUGUUAGAUUUGUUGGGAACCUCAUGGAGAAUAAUGGAUCGAUUCAGCUAAUGGGAUUGAAGCUCGUGGAUGAUGGAAUUUACACGUGCAUUUUCACCAUUAAUGAGCAACAAGCCCAGAAAGUCAUCAGCGUGACGGUACUUGUUCCUCCUGUGGGUAGUGUGAUGGGGAGUACUCAUGUUUCCGGAGCUUUCAGUGUUGAUCUGGCUUCAUGUAUGGCUUCAGGAGCCCGGCCGGCAGCUCGAGUGUUUUGGAGAUUAGGAGCCCUGAACACCUCACUGAACACACAUACCAGCUCCACGGAGCACUCAGACGGCACCUUCACAGUCCAGUCCCACAUAUAUGGUGUGCCAUCCAAACAUUUACACCAGAAGAAGAUCCAGUGUGUGGUCCAGCACAUCACAUUCACAGAGGACCUGGAGUUAGAGUACCAGAUCAAUGUCCACUAUCCUCCAGAUCUGGUGAUUAUCAGUCCUGAUGAUCCAAAUAACCCAGCAGAGGCUGAAGAAUAUCAUUGUGAAGUGGACUGUAACCCAACACCAACUUACAUCUGGAAGCGAAUGAAUGAAAGUGAGGGAAGAGCUCCUCGUUAUGAAGGCAACAAGCUUUUCUUGCCAAAAUCCUCAGUUGAUUUGAAUGGUGUUUACAUCUGUACAGCAUCAAACCAGUAUGGAAGUGCUUCAGGAAGUGUCCUCCAUGUCAAUCUCACCGGAUGCAGUGUUUUCCGCUGGUGUAUUCUCGGUGUCAUCUUCAUUGUUGUCCUCUGCUCUUCUGUGGUCCUCAAAUAUUCAAGUGGUAGAAAAACUUGUGGUGUGCUUAUUAAGAAACAGGGGCGGACUUAGACACAAUUUCAGGCCAGACAAUUCCACACCCACCCAGAUAAUCUUUUGAGAAAUGAACAGUGGGCGUCUAUUGAGAAACGAAUAACUGGCCAAAUGUUUGGCAAAUGUAAGAGUAUAAAGAAUAAGACUCUUCACGGUAUGUCCAUUAUUUCCUAAUCUACUCUGUCUUUGCUGAAGAAGACGUCAGUGUUUAUCAUGUUUUCUAUGUACUUUUGUUUGUACCACGUGAUUCCUUUGGUCAGUUUUCCCGCUUUUUACAAUAUUUGUGUUUUUAUUAGUUCCACCAUUUAUUAGUUUUACCUAUUUGUAUUUGAGUUCAUAAUGUCCUGUGUAUUUAUACACGUGAGUACCGGUCUUAUAUUCUUAUAUAUCUGUGUUCCCAGUUAAGUGUUUUUUUAAAAGGGAAAAAAGUGUUUGUGUGAAUAUGAGAGUGUGUAUGGGUGUUUCCCAGUACUGGGUUACACCUAGAAGGGCAUCCGCUGCGUAAAACAUAUGCUGAAAUUACAAACCACAGGAGAGGGACAAUUCUCCAGCAGGAUAGCGCUCCUUCUCAUACUUCAGCCUCCACAUCAAAGCUCCUCAAAGCAGAGAAGGUGAAGCUGCUCCAGGAUUGGCCAGCCCAGUCACCAGACAUGAACAUUAUUGAGCAUGUCUGGGGUAAGAUGAAGAAGUAGGAAUCAUUGAAGAUGAAUCCAAUGAAAAACUCUGGGAGUCCUGCAUGAAGGCUUUCUUCUUCAUUCCAGAUGACUUUAUUAAUCAGUGAUUUGAGUCAUGUCAGAGAUGUAUGGAUGCAGUCCUCCAAGCUCAUGAUGGAGUCAGACACAAUAUUCAUUCUGUCUCCACUGCAGCAGGACUUUAUAUUCUAUACUGGACAUUAUUUCUGUUCAGUGAUGAGACUUUAGUCUAAGCAGAGUCAGACGUUACUGUACUAAAGAAAUCAUUAAUAAUCAAGGCAUGAUCAGAUUUUAUUGUGCUCAAAUAAGCAAAAUCUAGAGGCCUUUACCUUUCAUAUAAGACAUUU